Ictidomys tridecemlineatus (thirteen-lined ground squirrel) is the source of this 2127-nucleotide messenger RNA. RefSeq names its product ADP-ribosyltransferase 1 (gene Art1). The record is from RefSeq and is a predicted model, not a curated record. Gene Ontology annotation, molecular function: NAD+-protein-arginine ADP-ribosyltransferase activity; NAD+ poly-ADP-ribosyltransferase activity. NCBI's taxonomy places the organism in Eukaryota, Metazoa, Chordata, Mammalia, Rodentia, Sciuridae.
GGGGAAUUGACAGUAUAAAGGAGAAAUCUGUCCUCCCCUCCCCUGGUGACCAUCAAGGGAGACCACCAACAGCUUCCCCACCCUGGAAAAGGCCUAGAUGAGGAAAAAGACACAGCAACUUGCCCAGGGUCACCUCCAAUAUGCAGAUUCCUGCCAUGAUACCUUUGCUACUUGUGUCCAUGGGCCUCAUGGACACACUUCAGGUCCACAGCCACCUCAUCACACAACGAGAUAUCUUCUCUCAAGAAACACCCCUAGACAUGGCCCCAGCCUCCUUUGAUGACCAGUACACUGGCUGUGCAGCAGCUAUGAUGGCUGCCCUUACAGAUCUCAACCACACGGAGUUUCAGACCAAUAAAGUGUAUGCAGACGGCUGGGCACAGGCAAACAGUCAAUGGCAGGAGCGGCAGGCCUGGGGGCCAGUGUGGGGCCUCAGCCCUACCCGCCUUCCCCCACCACCUCCAGGCUUCCGAGAUGAGCAUGGGGUGGCCCUCUUGGCCUAUACAGCCAACAGCCCCCUGCACAAGGAGUUCAAUGCAGCCGUGCGCGAGGCAGGCCGCUCUCGGGCUCACUACCUCCAUCACUUCUCCUUCAAGACACUCCACUUCCUGUUGACUGAGGCCUUGCAGCUGCUGGGCAGGGGUCAGCGUUCGCCCCAGUGCCGCCAGGUGUACCGAGGGGUGCAUGGCCUGCGCUUCCGGCCAGCAGGGCCUGGGGCUACGGUAAGACUAGGGGGCUUUGCCUCCGCAUCCCUGCAGAAUGUUGCAGCCCAGCAGUUUGGAGAGGACACCUUCUUUGGCAUCUGGACCUGCCUUGGGGCUCCUAUCAAGGGUUACUCCUUUUUCCCUGGAGAGGAGGAGGUGCUAAUUCCACCGUUUGAGACCUUCCAGGUGAUCAAUGCCAGCCGACCCGCCCAAGGCCCGGCCCGCAUCUACCUCCGGGCCCUGGGAAAGCGCAGCACAUACAAUUGCGAGUACAUCAAAGACAAGAAGUGCAAGUCUAGAUCCUGUCAACUGGAUAACUCAGCUACGGGUCAAGGCUCCCUCUUCACAGUCUGGUCCCUUCUGCUGCUGCUCCAGUUCCUUGUUGUGGGGUCCCUUCCAGAGAGUCCAGGCUUCCUCUGAUCCAUCAGACACUGAGCAGCCUUACCUGAAUUCUGCCAACCUAAGGAUGUUGGCCAUGUGUGUACUUUAAGUAUAGCCAAGAUGCCUGGUAAACCCAUUUGCAGGGCUCUGGGACCUUCUCUGACAGCUUCCAGACCUCUCAGACCUGGAGACACAAUAAAGAAUUUAGGGACUGAAUCUUCCACCAGGGUGCUAGGAAUGAUACUCUGACUAGAGGCAGGAGAAUUCCAGAACAGGCAAUCACUCACUUGGAGAUAGAAGAGAUUUCAAUUUAUUGGGGGCUGACUGGGUAGGAAAGCACUUGGCCAUAGGACUUGCUGGUGUAAUUCAAAUGUUUCACAUAUUUACCUGGAAAGCUCUAAUUCACUCCUCCAGGAAGCCUUUUCUGACCUCUGCCACCUGCCUGGGUUAUGGGCCCUGCCUCUGUGCUCACAAAGGUCCCUGAAUGCUUCCUAUAUCAGAUUGUGAGAUUCCUGAGGAUAGGGACUGAGUCUGAGGCACAGAGAUAAUGCCUGGAACUGUGUGGAAGUCAAAAAGGGACAAAUUCCUGUGAAAGGCUGGUCUCUGCACUGCCCCUACUUUGGACACUUUCAAGCUCCCCAAAUGUAAGUGUGUGGGAAUUGGAUGGACUGCAUCUAAGUCCAGAGCUCAGAGAGAAGAAGAAAUAGAGCUUUAGGCCCUCUCUGAGAGUCCCAGUCAAAUCCCAGUUUUCUUGUCAGCAAAGAUGUUAAUUUAUGCUGUGAUUCAUGAGUCCUGAGGUGCCUGUCUCUAGAGAAAAACAUGGAUCCCUGACUUCCCACCAUAGACCACCAGGGGAAGACAGGACAUCAAGGAGAUACUAGGCACACACUUUAUUAUAGGUUAAGGCUUUGGGAACAGAUGUCUGUUUCACUUCUUGCUCUGGAAAGCAGACAACGAAUUGUUUUCCCUGAGCCCUAGAUAGUGAUAGGCAAGACCGACCAUGUUUCCAAAGCAGCAGCUGCCUAUAAAGACAGGAAAUGCA